Symbiodinium sp. CCMP2592 is the source of this 5025-nucleotide messenger RNA. Lineage: Eukaryota; Dinophyceae; Suessiales; Symbiodiniaceae. The record is from the annotation of a GenBank genome assembly.
AUGAUGGACAUCCCAGUCGAGGUGCAGAUUUUGCUGGCAACAUCCAAAGAGCUGGCACGGGCCGUGUCCAUCAAAAAGAAGGCUGUUCAGGAGGUGAGAAAGCUUUCCAAGCUCAGUGCAGAGGAGACACAGCAGCUUGUCGGUGAAGAGGUCGACAGUGUGGAGCCUUCCUCUUCAAGGUCAGCAGAGAAGGGCGACCUACCACCCGAUGACGGCGAAGUUGAUUCGACAGCCAGGGCUGACUUGCCCGCGACAGCUCGCAAGCGCGGCAGGAGGCUCUCCACUUCAAAAGCCACCGGAUCAGCACAAUCAGCACAAUUGUCACAAGCUCCUCGUUCUGGCGCUGGCGACGCGGAUCUCAGCGGAGAGGUCGAAGCCGGGAAUGAAAGCUGGCCGAUCCGACCCGCUGGGUCGAAAAGCCCACGGACCGGGCAGCUGUCACCCAAAGGAAAAGCGAAAGAAGCGAAAGCUUCCAAGGCUCAAGCAGCACAGCAAGCGAAUACUGCAGCUCAGGCCGCCCAGGCGGCAAAGGCGGCUCAAGCCACAGAUGCUAGGAAAGGCAAGCAGCGAGGAGAGCUGGAUACUGACAACUUCGAGACACAGUCGCCUGCAGAAAGGAGGGCAGUCACUCUGUCAGCACUGUCCGCUCAGGAGAGGAGUGACUCUGCGGCUGCAGGACGAGCGAGGUCGAAGAUAAAUGUUUCCGGCGACGACCCGAAUGACAAGAAGCUCAAGGCAGCUAACUUGGAAAAUCGGUCGGUGGCACGAAAGUUAAAUCAACGACAACAGGAGUUGGAGAAGCUGGCGAAGCAGGCUCUAGGCCGCAAGGCCACUGUGCCUCGAAAGCAAGACACAGACACAGAAGCAGGCUGGGAAAAGAAGAUCCACGGUAUGCAGGUCAGCAUCAGGAAUGGGGCGAAGAUGGCGGACUUUUGGGAGGAGCGGCUUGGAGUUUGGCAUGAGGAGGUCGAAGCUCGUUGCGGGGAAGAGGUCUUGCUUGAGCUCCAGCGGCUGUCAGAGUUGAAGCCCCCGGAGCGAGAUUUGAUGCCUUUGCAGAUGGCACUGCUCAGGCGUGCAAGGACGGACAUGCAGAAUGUGGACAGGGUGCAGCAGGCUGGAACAGAUCUCAAGCAGCGCUUUGCUGCUGCAGUGGAGCAUGGAGACGUGAACCUCAAGGAUCUUCAGAAGGAAGUGUCCAACAUGAUGAAGCGGCUCUCGGCGGACUUGUCACUGGGUCCUCCAGGCCUUGCCCUUACUGCAAGCGCAGUAUCUGCUGGGACAGCUGGGACCUCCAGGUCUCCUGCAGGGCGUGGCGAAGGUACAGCCGAUGCUGCCGCUGCGCGCAGGUCAGUCCGACAGUCCAUGAAGAGCCGGAAGACGGCCGUAGAGGCAGCUCGGGAGGCUUUGCGCCAACGUAUGGCAGGCGCGCACGCAGCAAGAGGGCAGAGUCGAGGUCCUCAAGCGAGCUUUUUCGCCUCCAGCCAAGGGGUGAAGACGAUGCCCCUGACAGAUGUCAAGGAUCUGGGUUCCAGGAAGAGUCUGCACGCGAUGCGGCAGCAGCUGGGCGUCAGGCGGACUCUCGUCGCCGACGAGGGCCUGAUGUGCCGUUCAACAGCCGCGAGUGCGUCUGGCGAAGCCUCUCCGGCAUCUGAGCCGCUCUCAAACCAAUUGCAGAUUGGGCGUAGCCAACGGAAGACGCUAUUGCCGCAGGCUGCUCUGGGUCACAAGGCAAGGAUGACUUUGAGGUCCAGUAGGCUGGAUGCUGCCUCGACGGAGGAGGCUGGUGCAGACAGUAAACGGAGAAGCCUCAAGGAAGAGCUUCGGGAGCCAUCCCUGGAUUCGCUGUCAGACAGGCAAAGUCUGAGCGACAGUGAAGAUGGAGUGGGGCCAGGUGGUGCAAGGCCAGAUCGCCGUUGGUCUGGUGCAUCGUCCAACCCAGAGGAGACAAAUGUGUGGAUUGAGAAGACUCCGUCGCACCAAGCCUUGCUGUUGCUACGCUCUUGCCGUGCGAAGCUCAUCCAAAGAUUUGGUGGUAUCGAUCGUGCAUACAUCAGGUCUGUCCCGGCCCUGACCGGCAUGACAGCCGAAGUUUUCCGACAGCUUGUGAAUAUGAUGAACUUCAGUGACGAGGAUGCUCAGAGCAUGUUCAGCCUGCUUCUCCGGAGCAGGCCAACGAAAGAACCGCGGAAUCAAGGAGGAUCGAGAACGCUAAGGCGUUCUGAGAAAGCGAAAGAGGAGACCCCACAUUUCGAACGGCCAGAGUUCAACGAGGCACUGCGGCGAAUAAUUUCCAUCCGUACUCUCCAGCAGCUGAGAGCGAGGCUGCGCUUGAAAUAUGGCACUUGCGAGGCGAGUGCUGCUGCCGCCUUUGGGAAGCGGCAGGUGCUGGAUCGGGUGAGUUUCCGCGACUUCUUACUUGAGAACGGUGUGUCCGGCCGGGAGGCACGGAAUCUGUUCUUCAAGAUGGCAAGGAACAAUGAAGUGUCCAGCUCAACUCACGACGGGCAAGAGCCAGACAAUGAAGGCCAUGUCGAUCAGGUGACUCGCCUUGCCUUCUUCAAAUCGCUGGUCCUCGCCGAAGGCCUGCAAGCUGCAGAAGUUUUCCGCGAGGAGCUCAUGGAGAUGCUUGGUCACGACGCCAACGGCGCAGCCCUGCCCGGUCCGUCAGCCCUUCCUGUCCUGGGCGCGAGGUUUGAACGAAUUCGGAGAGGGGCGGCGGCGCUGACGGAGGACCUCCUAACGAACCUUUUUCAAGGGGUCGACCGCGCUGUGGCGGAGGCGAAAACUCCACAUGUCAGCGAAGGGCUGCCGGACAACCGCGCAUUCAACUUCCAGCUGCCGGGUCUGCCGCAGGCCGAACCGUACAGCAAGCCUGGUGGCACUAGCCGGCACGUGGAUGCCACAGCACUCGGCGGUGUCACAUCGAACCGUCGGAACAGCUUCGUGGCACGAGUUGCGCCAGCUGCAGUCGCCACGGCACGUGGGACAGGGUCCAAGUCUUCCAACGCACCUGGAAGAGGCUCCCUGGCCCUGUCCGGACUGAAUGCUGAUCAUCUGGAUCGGCGAUCGCGCAAUGAACCGAGUGAAGCUGCCAGUCAAGGCACUUCGAGCUCAUCUGAGUCGGGAUCCGAUACGCCUGUAGACGGUGCACACAGACGGCCGUCCCAGCUCAUUCCACUUGGUGUUAACGGGAGGACGACAAGCAAGGCGAGCAGCAGCCGGUCGAGGAGAAGCAGUUUAGCAACGUCCGAGUCCAGCAGGUCAGAAGAUGUAAAGAGAUUCUCCUUGCUCGAAAAACGCCUUCAUGUUGAAACAGAGAUGCAGUUCAAUGCGGCUCUCUUGAAAGUGUUUGACAACAUGGUGCUUGGCCCAGACAUCAACCCUUGGGAACCUAUGACGCGAAACCAUUUCAUGCAUGUUUUGAAGCCGAUGAAGAAGCUGAGCGAAGAGAAUCUGAAGGCCCUCUUCCUCCUAGAUGGCCAUCGCCAGUCCGAGGGGAAAGCAAUCCCUCAAGAGCUGGCCUUGCGGGCCUUGGCAGGUUUCGGUCAUGGCUGCCGAGAGCUCAAGGUGCAUCUUGGCUACAAAGUGGAAGAAGAAUCCAAGCUUCCGAAAGUGAAAGCUGCAGCCAAGCCGAAGGCAGCGGUGACAGCAACGGAAGCAACUGGUCUGGUGGUUGCAGGUCCUUCGAACCUUCAAGCCUUGACGGAGGAUGGGAAAGAGCUUCCAGGCCUUGCUAUUGGCACGCGCCUUGCGGGUAAGGAACUGUUUGCGAAAGCCGUCAGAAAAGUUGGGCUUACCACAAAGCUCAUGCCAAAGAAGGAGGCCGUAACGUUACCAGCCUUGACAGUUGUUGGCAAAGAGGGCACUGAGGAGCGCGAGGCCUCUCCCUUCCAGUGGCGACCGGUACGAAAAGCUUCAAGCGUGCUGAGGCAAUCGUCCAGUCUCGGCGAGCUUGAUGUGAGGUUGAGUGGCAAGGUGGCUUGGACGAGCUAUGCUUCCAGAGAUGAGGCUGACAGGAAAAACACACCCACACUCCAUGCGCCUGAGCUGGGUGAAGCGGACAUCAUCGAGCUUGAAUCGCUUGCGAAGCGCGAGUCGAACAAGCUGACCCAGAGGCUUUCGUUCUUCGCAGACAAGCGGCACGCUCUGAUAUGGUCAGAGUUACGAUCGGCGUUUGCCACUCUGCUGAAGAAGGGCUCAGCCCUUCAAGCGUUUCAGCAAUUGGGAGGUGAUACCCUUGAAAGAGAUCCUUUGCGAGACGCUCUCGUCCGAACUCUGAGUCUGCCAACAGUUGAUGCAGAGCGGAUAACGGCUGCCGUGCUGACCAUUGAAUCUGACGAUGCUGUCGGGAGGGAUGACUUCGUGAGAGUCUUGAGAUUUCUCCAGCCAGUGCGCUCUGUUUUGGAUUUCCGCACGCGCUUGGUUCAACGAUUUGGUACGGCCGAUGCUGGCUUGGAUGCUUUCGUGGAACGCCUUGGAAACGGUACCUUGUCCAUAGAACUGUUGGAGAAUGUGGCACUGGGAUUUGGCAUGGGCCGUCAGGAAAUGGAUGCGAUUUUCAAGCAAGCAAGUGUGCUGGGUGGCGGCGGCGGAGUCAGAAGUGCUGAGAUUCUGAGGCUAAGCGUGCGCCACGCUCACAUUCUACAACAGCUUCACCUGCUUGAGCAAUAUCUGGGUGGGCCGUCAUCCUGUCACGCAUGGCUCAACGACCGACCGAAUGCCACGGUAUUUGAUGUUCUUCAGCCACUUGGUGUUUCCUCAAACUUCUGCCAGCAGCUUGUUGUCAUGCUUCGCGAUCGCGCCUUGAAUUCCGUCAAGGCAGGGGAGUCUGCGGCUGACCUGAUGGAGGUCAUGCAGUGCCUGGCCGAGACGGAAUCGGAAACAGCACUGCCGGAAAGCACAGGAAGAGAGGACCUGGACCAAGCGGGCCUGGAAGCGGCUAAGGAGCUCAGAAGGCAAGGCGCAGCUUGGUUUCCGACUUCUCAUGUUGGAAGCACGGGUCCAGCGUUUUUGAAUGCUUUUUGA